Messenger RNA from Myotis daubentonii (Daubenton's bat), 1005 nucleotides. Its product is annotated as inactive double-stranded RNA-specific editase B2. Gene Ontology annotation, biological process: adenosine to inosine editing; RNA processing. NCBI's taxonomy places the organism in Eukaryota, Metazoa, Chordata, Mammalia, Chiroptera, Vespertilionidae. Gene Ontology annotation, molecular function: tRNA-specific adenosine deaminase activity; double-stranded RNA adenosine deaminase activity; double-stranded RNA binding. The record is from RefSeq and is a predicted model, not a curated record. Gene Ontology annotation, cellular component: nucleolus; cytoplasm.
GUGAGCAUGUUGUCAGCCUUCAUCGCUCCCUUCAAGCACUUGAGCCCCGGGGCCACUAACACGGAGGAUGACGACAAUCUAAGUACCAGCAGCGCAGACGUGAAGGAGAACCGAAAUGUGAGCAACCUGGAGGCACGGCCACUGCCCACGGGCGACAGAGCCCGAGGCGGUGCGCCUGGUGUGAAGAGGAAAAGGCCCCUGGAGGAGGGCAACAGCGGCCACUUCUGCAAACUGCAGCUGAUCUGGAAGACGCUCUCGUGGUCGAUGACGCCCAAGAACGCGCUGGUGCAGCUGCACGAGCUGCGGCCCGGCCUGCAGUACCGGAUGGUGUCCCAGACCGGCCCGGUGCACGCGCCCGUCUUCGCUGUGGCGGUGGAAGUGAACGGGCUCACGUUCGAGGGCACGGGGCCCACCAAGAAGAAGGCCAAGAUGCGGGCAGCCGAGCUGGCGCUGCGCUCCUUCGUGCAGUUCCCCAACGCCUGCCAGGCCCACCUGGCCAUGGGCAGCAGCCCCAGCCCCUGCACGGACUUCACCUCUGACCAGGCCGACUUCCCCGACACGCUCUUCAAGCAGUUCGAGCCGUCCGCACCCAGUGCAGCCUUCCCGGGCCACCGCCCCGCCGAGCCCGAGCUGCUGUCCCCCGUCUGCCGGCGGGGACGGCUGCUGCGCAGCACGCUGGACCUGGUGGCCCCGGGCGAGGGGAACCCGGUGGUGGUGCUGAACCAGCUGCGCGCCGGCCUGCGCUACGUGUGCCUCUCGGAGCCGGCCGACAGGCAGCGGCCGCGCAGCUUCGUCAUGGCCGUGAGCGUGGACGGCAGGAUGUUUGAAGGCUCGGGACGCAGCAAGAAGCUGGCCAAGGGCCAGGCGGCGCAGGCGGCCCUCCAGGCCCUCUUCGACAUCCGGCUGCCCGGCCACGUGCCCAGCAGGAGUAAAAGUCACCUCCUGCCCCAGCCUGCUAACCACGCCGACGGGAUGAUGGAGGGCUCGGAGCAGCGAGAGGGCUGA